AUGAAGGUUGCAGUAAGCUUACUACUGCUAACAUGUUAUUGUUCUGAAGCUAAUAUUAUGCGGAUGCGUCGUCCCCGUAAACCACGAAGUGGAUUUCUGAUGAUAGAUAAUGUAAGGACCUUAGCGACAUCAACAACAGAGCCAAAAACGGAUUCUGAUGUGAAGAAUAAAGCUCCAAGACAUGUGAAUGAAGAGAAACAGGAGUACUUAGCUAUGAAAGAAGAUUCUAAUGAGAACAUUGGGAUGCAAGAACCAGAAAUCGCACGAAGACCGAUAGACAGGCAGGAAAAGUAUUGGCAUGAGCUAAAUGAAAAAGAAGGUGACAAAUGGAAAAUCAUUGAACCAGUACAUGAAGGAAAUGGAAUCAGCUACAAUAUUUUCAUGCACUUCGAUUUCAACAAAGAUUUGGAAAAAUCAAAGAUUUUUCUGAAGGAAAUGCUCGGGAAUAUUUUGAAGCGAAGAGAUCAGGAGGAUGGGUCGAGUGCGGGCGGCUCAGGCGAUGACUCAGAUCCAGAUGUAGAGUUAACUGAUGAGGAUCGACGCACACUUCGCCAUCCCUGUUCCACUCAUCAUGAGCGUCUCGUAAAGAGGUUUGAAAGAGCAGGUUGCACAGGAGUGAGUGAUUUUUCCAGUACAGUAUGCAGAGAUUUUUUUGAAUGUGUGUUGAAAACAGACGCGUCAAUAAGUAGGUGCGAUCCAAAGAUAUGCGAGAACUUCAACGUAAUAAGAAAGAAGAAAAAGUGCUAUGUUAAACUGUUUCCAUGUUAA
Molecule: messenger RNA, 768 nt
Organism: Necator americanus (New World hookworm)
Lineage: Eukaryota; Metazoa; Nematoda; Chromadorea; Rhabditida; Ancylostomatidae
Exons: 6
Coding region: 1-768 (255 amino acids)
Source: RefSeq, a predicted model, not a curated record